Sarcophilus harrisii (Tasmanian devil) is the source of this 1919-nucleotide messenger RNA. RefSeq names its product kelch like family member 17 (gene KLHL17). The coding region runs from base 744 to 1919 and encodes 391 amino acids. The transcript has 8 exons. Gene Ontology annotation, molecular function: protein binding. The record is from RefSeq and is a predicted model, not a curated record. NCBI's taxonomy places the organism in Eukaryota, Metazoa, Chordata, Mammalia, Dasyuromorphia, Dasyuridae.
GAGAAGAGGAAGGAGGGAGGGAAGAGAAGAGAAGGAAAGAGAGAAGAGGAAGGAGGGAGGGAAGAGGACUUGGAUUCGAAUCCCUGCUUUGCCAUGUGUGGUCUCCAGUUGUCGGUUCUGCCUCAAUUUCCCCCGCUCUUAAAUGUCGGGGUUAGAACAGAUGACUUUCCCAGCCCCAAAUCUCGAAGUCUCAGCUUCCGGCCCCGUAGCAUUAGAGAGCUGAGGCGGGAAAGGUUUACAGCACAGUAACUGAAUAACAACACGGAGGGUCUCAGCGCGCGUUCUCAGGCGGCGGGCGGCCGCGGUCCGUCUCAGAUCCCCAGUCUGCUGCUUAGAGGAAUGCCCGUCCCCCCGCCCCGCCCCCAGCAGGUGCUUUAAGACCGAAGGACCAGGAGUGGCCGCUUUAUUCCUUUACUUUACAAUUACGACGUAUAAACUACAAUACUAGAAUUUGUCACCAAACGCCCGGGUCGGGAGCGGUCCCCGCGGAGGAGGUGAGGGGACCCCAGAAGCCAGGGCAGGCGGUGCGGGCGGGCCCGACAAGCAGCCGUCCCGCGCCGCCCGAGGCUGCAGAGCGAGCGGAGCGUGGGGCGGAGAGAGCGGCGGCGGCAUCAGCAGCGGUCUCCGCGGCAGCGGCAGCAUCUGCAUCGCGGCCCGGCAGCAGCGCCCCUCCCCCCAGUCCUCCCUCCGGGCCGAGCUGGAGCCCGCCCUGGAGCCCGAGCAGCCCGAGCCCAGGCCCGUCCAUGCAGCCCUGGGGCGAGCGCGCGGCGGGCAGGACGCAGAGCCCCGAGCACAGCAGCCCGGGCCCCCCCCAGCCGGGGCCCGGCCCCAGCCCGGCUGCCCCCGAGGCGGAGCAGGUAAUGCUUGGAGUAGGGGACAGUUUUCUUGAGGUUGUAGAGAUUCCUGCUGUGUUUGAGGCUGUUUCAGCCAAGCUUUUGCUUUUGUGGGCGAAGGCAGGGCUGGGCUCCUCGCUAUGGUUGCGGGCUGGGGGAUGCAAGGCUGCCCUCACACUCUCUCUGGGGGGCCCAAAGGAAGCGGGCUGCAGAGCCUCCAUCCCCUCAGGUGGCGGGAGCCUGUUCGCCAUCCACGGGGACUGUGAGGCGUACGACACCCGCACGGACCGAUGGCACAUGGUGGCUUCCAUGUCCACACGGCGGGCACGAGUGGGCGUGGCUGCCAUCGGGAACCGGCUCUACGCCGUCGGCGGCUACGAUGGGACGUCCGAUCUGGCCACUGUGGAGUCCUACGACCCUGUCACCAACGCUCAAGCAGCGCCUGAGUGUUUUGGGGAUGGAAUCACCUGCAGCGCCGAGCGGUAUGACCCUUUGACGGGCACCUGGACGUCCAUAGCAGCCAUGAGCACGCGGAGGAGAUACGUCCGAGUGGCCACGCUCGAUGGGAACCUCUAUGCUGUGGGUGGUUACGACAGCUCCUCUCACCUGGCCACUGUGGAGAAAUAUGAACCCCAGGUGAACACAUGGACACCGAUCGCCACCAUGCUGAGCAGGCGCAGUUCCGCGGGGGUAGCGGUGUUGGAGGGUGCCCUCUAUGUGGCGGGGGGCAAUGAUGGCACCAGCUGUCUCAACUCUGUGGAGAGAUACAGCCCCAAGGCCAAUGCUUGGGAGAGCGUGGCGCCCAUGAACAUCCGCAGGUAUAUUCCUGGACUUUCAGGGCCUUUCCUUUCCCCCGUCUCACAUCCUUGGCCAACUGGUGGCAGCCGCGGGUGCCCGGCCUCACAUCUUGUGGCCAUGGGGUUGGUUCGCGGCAGACGGGAGCUCCAGCCUGAACUCUAUCAAAAGUCAACCCGCACCAAAAGUGGGUGGGGCCCCUGCAUGUUCACCCCCGGGGGCAGCUGGGGGGCGAAAAGGCUGAACUUCCCCGCCCCUCCUCCCACGCCUCGGUGUCUUACCAGCCCCUGA